CCUGGUAACGCCUUGGUGAAUCUGCAGUUGAGACAAAGCGCUUGGGAUCCCCCCUCUCGGUCUCCUUCUUCUGGCAAGCCGACUUCUGGCCUUCUCUCGUUCUGCUUUCUUCGUUCUCCGUCUCGCCAUCGCCCGUCUAAGUCCUUCUAUUCUGUUGCUUUCGUCUUUCUCCCCAGUCAGACAUCUUCAGCACAACAAAAACAACAGAUCCGCCGCCUUGACUAGCCUUCUCACGGCGCAAGAAAAGCCCUCGCUAGCCCUCUCGGUCCCCUUGCCGCCCAACUAUUCCAGCUCGAGCGAUCCCCUCCUCCUCUUGUGCUCCUCUUGGAACCACAAGCGCCGACUCCACCCCCAUUUCCUGCGGGUACUCGCAGCCACUCGUACACCCAGUCCACGCACUUUCUGCAAAACCCUUUGAGGUGCCCGCCCUCUCCUGUGACCUGCGCUGCACUCUUAUUUUCUUCACUUGGUUUUUUGCUCUUUCAGCCUUUUGCUACUUGCGUCACUGCGAUCCCUGGCUUCAGUUGCGACUUUCUCGGCCGUGUCUGCGAUUUCCUUUUCCCUUGUCGCUCAACUUAUACACUCCCCAACUGCCGGGCGCCCACUGUCCUCGACCGCCGACCGUUUCGCCCACCCACGCCUCUUCUCGUGCUAAGCGGCGCAACCUCUCACAGCUCGCCCUGACUUUUUUGCUGUUACACACCGUCCGAAUAGAGCAUCUUCGAUUUCGUUGGACCUUUUUUCCUCCUUCGCCUCAGUUCUGAUUAUCCCCUCGGCUUGGCCUUGAAUCGACCGCCAAUUCACCUGUCUCCCGCCUUAUACUUGGUCUCACAGCUACGCGCCGACUAUGAAACGAGACUGAACAAAUUCCGAAAAAUUCGCAGAAUUAUUUAUGACCAGCUCCGACUCAUAGACGAAAAUCAUAAUUUGCAUCACUGGGCAGCGAAGCAUCGACCGCUUUUCAGUCGCCUGCAGUUCGCCCUCUGAACUGUAAGCGCUUCCCCAGCCACCACUUGGUCCGAAUAGAGAAUACGUUGUAGACUGCGCAGCUACAGUCACGACCACGUCUUUUUAUUUGCUAUAACUAUAUAAUAGCCCAAAAUGUCUGCAGCAGCGUCUUCUAGAAACGCCAGAAGCGCUGGCAGAUCGUCAACCGCCCGAGGCGAGCCUGCUCCCGAUUAUCCAGUCAUGCCGUCGACCAAGGAGCUGCGGUUUUUUGAUGCUUGCGCUUCAACAGCAUCCAUGUUUUUGUAUGCGCAAGGCUCAAGUAUCGUAUGCUGCCAUCAUGACACCCUUACUAUUGAGCGCCGGUUUACCAGACAUGCUGCUGAAGUCAGACUCAUAGCUGUGGAUAACCAAAGCGCUCACGGUGCUGGACGCUUGGUAGCCAGUUACGACAGUGCAAAAUAUGCAGUGGUUUGGGAUUUAAUGACCGGCGAUGAAAUCGCCAGAUUUUCUGCAUAUGAGCACGUUACAGCUGUAUCGUUCAUGAAGAACGGCAGCGUCGUGUUUGGUGAUGCCAUUGGCCACUUGAUGGUUUUCGACCCUACAACAGCUGAGCACUUCUAUUGCCGAACUAUAAAUCAAAUUGCAAUUACUGCGCUUGCCCCGUCAGCCGAUUGCCAGACCUUUGCGGUUGGAUUUCAAAACGGUUCGCUUUUGACAUGCCAGCUUAAACCUUAUUACCAAGUCAUCCAUAAUCUAUCUACCUCUCGAGGCCCCUCUCCCAUUGUCACUCUUGCCUGGCAUGCAUCUUCUCCAAAACAAAGAGCGGAUAUGCUUGCUGUGCAGACAUAUGACGGAGACUUGAGAGUGUGGAGUGUUGCAAAGAACAACAAGCUGGAUGAGCCAGCCAAGGUCAUUAGAAUAUUGCGCCGCUCUGAAAACCGCAUCAUGGGUCCCAACUGGAUGGGUUGGUCAAAGAACGGCCGCAUUAUUCAGUUCUCUGAAAGUGAAACCCGAUCAUGGGAUGUCAGAACAAAACAUAUCACAUUCGAUGAUAUUCCAACAUUAGAGCAUGUUCGCGGUAUCACAUUAUACGGUCCUGGCGCAACUUUAUUCACUAUUGGACCCAAUGGUACGGUCCAGCAGUUUGAUCUUAACGCACCUUCCAUCAUGGUGGCCAACGUUCAGCAUCCUGUUAGCCUGCUUCCACCAUCUCCUCCAAACUCUAUUGAAGAGACAGCCAACCAGAGUGUCCAUUCGGCAACCACGAUACACACCUCCGAUACCGAAUCAGGAUCUUCCAUCCCCUUUGAGGUUGGCGUAUCUGAAAGUGACGACGACCAUUUGUCACCCUUCGCUCGCAUUGCUCGCCAUCAACAAGGUGGUCUUCCGGGUGUCGAUUCUGGAAACUCUGGUAAUGAAAUGUACGACUCUCAAAGCCCUGUCUCCAGCCGAAGCGCUCUUUCUGGUAAAUCAAAAUCGUCCACUGGUUCAAAAACACCAGGUCGCCCCGCCGGAUCCAUGAGAUCUAAGGGCAUGUCCGAUCAUACCUAUAUUUCCGCUGGUACCUCUCUGAAAUCAUCCACUGUUGGUCGAAAGGAUGUCGAUAAUUAUUCCAUGGGCUACUCUCUGGGAACAACAAGCGUUUCUUCCAUGGCAUCGUCUAGAGCUCGCCAUCGACCUUCACGGCUCCGCCACGAGGUUCCUAGAAGUCCCGAUGAGAGCAGCAACAAGGUACACGACCUGUUCAAGUUUACAAGAACACGCCUCAGUGAUAUUCCCUACAAACACCCUAUCGCACCAGACAACUCCCGUCUAACCAACGAUGAUCUUCGCCGCCAGAUGCUGAGCACCAUCUUUGGUUGGCACAACGAAGUGGAAGACUUGAUCCGGGAUGAGAUGAGUCGCCAUGCUGCCGGAUCACCUAACCGUAUUCUCCUCGCCAAAUGGCUCGGAGAUAUUGAGACAGACAUCAUGGAAGCUGGCUCUCAGAACAUGACAUCAUCUGAUUGGAUGAUGCUUGCUCUAAGUGGCAUUGGUGGUCAGGCUUCUCAGCACAAGCUGGGACGGGCAUUCGUCCAGCGUUUGCUUGAGAGCGGCGAUGUCCAUGUUGCAGUUACCAUGAUGCUCGGAAUGGGUGAUCAUAACGAUGCUAUUGAGAUUUACGUAUCUCAUAAGCGCUACAUGGAAGCCCUCAUUCUUACUUGUUUGGCAUUCCCUGAAGUAUGGGAGCGCCAGGCUGCUAUUAUCAGAAAAUGGGGUGAAUGGGCUGUUCAGCACGGGCAACAGCAGCUAGCCAUCCGAUGCUUCGCCUGUACAGAUCAGGAGUCUUCAGAGCCUUGGAGAUCACCAUCUGCGGCCCAGCUAAGUUUCACCAAUGUCACACCCAGCAUCCCCGAAAUUCUCAGCCCGCCAUUGUCACCACCAGGCCAGCGCGGUCCCCAGCGUAGCAUUGCAAAGACAUCAGCCUUGAAGCUCAUCACCUCAUUUGGUGACCAAGGCCAGAAAUCGAAGUUUUACUCUCAGAAUGACGAGGGACAAACACCUAUUGCGGCUGGUGUUACUCCUAUUGCUGAAUCUGCAGUUUCUCCUGGAGGAUAUGACUUGGCUACUGCCUUCAUCAGACCGUCUAACAACAGCAGAUUUAAUACACCAACAUCUGCUCGCCCUGUUGGCCGAGGUCGUCUCCCAUCCAUUGGAGAGGUUCCAUCAGACUUGAACCGAAUUGUAUCAACGACUAUUGGUGACAAUGGAGCCAGCCGCCGUGGCCAUAGCAGAAACACUUCCCUUGAUCAGGAUAACUUGGCCCUCGGAAACUCUCUGCAGCGUGCUUCUACGGCGAGCCCAAUGAUGAUGCGUGAGAACUCUGCUCGUAUCGUCGCCAACUACGAAGGAGAACGUGCACCAUCGCCUGACCACAACAUCAUGGCGCGCAUGCAGGAGGCGAAGGGAAAUCUUCGCAACGGAUCUCGCGAUAGAAUUCCUCGCGGCGUCAACCUUCAGCUUCAGCCAGUAGAGCAAACCAUCGAUACUGCUUCUACAGAACAGUCUGGUACAUCAUCUGCCCGUUUCCAUUGGCCAACUCGUCGACGCGGACCUGGAUCCGUAGCAAGCUCCAUCACAUCUGCAUCAAGCGCUGGACGAAGCUACCGCCACACAACACGCAAGACAGAUCCCACCAAGGACCCUACAGUCGCAUAUCCAGUCCACAGCACACGCCAGCCAAGUAAGGAGAGAACUCGUGAUUCAUCUAGAGGACGUCAUGGAAGCAAAGAGCGACGAGCAAAGUCUCGCGAGGCUUCGGAAGAUCGCGGUCGUGGCUCUGUAAGAAGCUCUGCCCGAGGAAAGCGAUCUCCCACUAGCCCGAUCCCCAUGUCACCUGAAGACCUUGCCAAUCUCACUCCACGAUACUUUGAGGCUGUCGAGCCCGGCACCACUCGCAAGGCUCCUAGCGGGACCAAAGCUAAGAGCAGAACUUCGAGUCGCGGUAGCGCCGAUGCACGCAGACGCCCCAAGCUGGAUUCUCGUGGCCGAAGCAAGGGUCCAGAGGUGACGAUGCUGGCAUCGCCCACAUCGCCGCUUCCAAUGUCUGCUGUUGCACUUCACUAUCAAGGCUCUGAAGAUGAGGAGGACUUGAAACAGGCGAUACAGGAGCAGGAGGCUUUCCGAGCUAAGCAUAGCAGAAGCACUAGCCGUGGCCUGAACUCUCCGGCCGUUUCACGACGGGAGCGCUCUGAAAGCCGAAAGCGUGAGGUAGCUGAGUCACUUGAUACCUUGCCCCCAAUGGUUAUGCGCAGCCGUGCAGCAUCCACAGAACAUGCGGGUGAUUUGCGUCAGAUGAAUGCUGAGCGCCAGCGUAAGAAGGAUCAAGCAGCCCGGGAGCUCGAAGAGCGACGCAAGUCGCUUGCCAAGAGAUCACAGACUCCCAAUAUUCUUCAUCCAAGCGAGGUACCACCCGCAAUGCGUGUUGGUAUUGAAGCUGACGACGAUAUAUAUGAUGAUAACAUGCCUCCACGAUGUGCUACAGAGCCUCCUAAGAGCAUGUAUGCCAACGCCGGUCCAAGCGUAGGCUUGCCUGCUACACCGAAGGCAAUGCGUCUCGUUCUCGAGGUUGAUAAGCAACCGGAAGAGAGCAUUCCUGCUGUCCCUAGUCUUCCCCUGCCCUUCACCUACGCGCAGCCAGCAUCGUCUCUGCCAGAGGGUGGCGAGGAUGAAUCCCUUCUGUUGCUCCCAUCUACGGUAUAUGAGCCACCACCAAAGCCAGUCAAGACGCCAAAGAUUGCCAGAAGCGCAUCUGCACCACCUACUCGGGAUGGUGCUCCUGAACGAUCUCGCAAGAGCCGCAAGGGAAGUGUUGCUGAGGAACAAACCAACGACGUUGAUGCCAUCCCUCCUCCUCCUCCCCCACCUCCAGCUCCUCCAGUCUUGAAGGAGCUUCAGCACUUGGCCAUUCCACCACCACCUCCUCCAGCUCCUCUACCAAACUCCAUUGCCGCCAACAACAUUCGAGGAGGCGGUGCUGUAGCUAAUGGUCUAAUUGAGAUUGUCCGUGACGAUGAUGAGGACGUUAAUGAGCCGGUUGUCGUAGCUCCCAACGACAACAUGGUGCCCGUUCUUUUCCCUCCCGCUCCGCCAUCACGAGGCCAACCCAGAGCACGCAGCGCUAGUGUUUCUGGCCGCAUCUCACGACCUCCCAGCCGCACCCGAAAGGAUUCUAUCGAGGUUGGCCUGGACGGCAGCUUGAUCAGAUCGCCAAUUCUGUCGCCGCCCCCAAUGCAUUUUGACCAGGACGCUAUUCGCUCGCCGGUGGGAAAAACGCAUAGCCACAUGUUUUAAUCAAGUCUCCUGCAUUUAUUCUACAGCUUCAACUCAAAGUACAUAUGCUCCGGAAUCUGCACAUAUGGUGAACGCAUCAAGAGUUGCUCCAAGGCGGCCAUUAUCUCUCUUCUUUCGUUUUCUUUGUUGAACCUAGUUUUGGGUUUCUUGUUUCUUAUUGUUAUGUUCUUUUUUUUUCUUCGUUUUAUUUCUCUUCAGAUGUUUUCUCCUUUUGGUUUUCUUUACGACUCAUGAACUGGUGGGAUGACAGACGCAUCAACUUGGGAUUUCCAAUGUCUUGUUCUACUUUUCUUUCUACAGCGUACAACGCUGCCUCGCGGCAACUUUGUGAUAUAGUUGGUUCUGGAUCAAUUUGUACAGCUGUUCCAGUCAAGUAGCAUGUUGAUAGUAUAUUGAAAUUAAUUUUUUUCUGUCUCGAUGAUGA
[Torrubiella] hemipterigena is the source of this 6205-nucleotide messenger RNA. The record is from the annotation of a GenBank genome assembly. NCBI's taxonomy places the organism in Eukaryota, Fungi, Ascomycota, Sordariomycetes, Hypocreales, Clavicipitaceae.